AUUGGGGUGCUCCUUGUUUUAGAAUCGUCUGAUCCGUGAAAUUUUCUAAGCAAAAUGUUGCGCAGUAUUUCGAAUAUAGUGACUGUGGUGCUUACUCUAAGCUUAAGUUACGCCAAUCCGAGUUCGCGAUCCUGGGCAGCUUACUGUGACUCCUCUGCUUGUAAAUCGCCAUCUUGUCGCUGUUCGUCGAUAGAUAUCCCUGGAGGACUAAAUUACUCUCAAACUCCCCAAUUCGUUUUGUUAACCUUUGAUGAUGGUGUGAACGUAGGAAAUUUCGAUUAUUAUCAGCAAAUAUUCAAAAAUCGUUUGAAUCGUGAUGGAUGUCCUGCGGCCGGGACGUUUUUCAUUUCACAUGAGUACACGGAUUACACCAUGGUAAACACACUCUACAAACAAGGACAUGAAAUUGCUCUGCACUCGAUUACGCACAAUGUCUCCACUGACUAUUGGAAGAAUAUCACUGUGAACAGCUUAAGUCAGGAGUUUGCAGGAGAGCGCUCUUUAAUCUCUAAUUUCGCCUCGAUACCAGUUGAUGCUAUGCAAGGAAUUCGGCUACCAUUUUUGCAGAUGUCUGGAGACAAUAGUUUUGAAAUGUUGCAGAAAGACAAUUUUCUCUAUGACUGCUCCUGGCCAACCCGUCAUACAAGUCCAGGCUUGUGGCCUUACACAUUAGACUACGCAUCAACACAGGAUUGCGUUAUUGGACCGUGUCCGCAGCAAAGCUGGAAGGGUAUUUGGGUUAUCCCAAUGCUUUCGUGGAUCGAUGGGAGGAACCAGAUUUGCGCUAUGGUUGAUGCAUGCCUUGAAUUACCAACAACUGUUGACGCCUUAGCUGACUUCAUGAUUGGCAACUUCAAUCGCACUUACCUAACAAAUAAGGCACCUUUUGGUUUGUAUAUUCAUGCAGCAUGGUUCAAUGUGGAUCCAAUUCAUUUUCCUGCUUACGUCAAAUUCGUGAAUUACAUUCAGUCUCGACCUGAUGUAUAUUUGGUUGGUGGAACAACUGUUAUAGAUUGGGUCAAAAAUCCAGUUCCCCUGAAUAAUAUGAAUAACAGCACGUGGUCUAACUGUAGAAAAGCAAGCUCAUCAACAUGUACACCAAAAACUUGUAAAUUGCAGAAGGGUUCAGAUGAAAGAUACAUGACAGUCUGCUCAGGAAACUGUCCAACAGUAUAUCCUUGGGUUGGAAACCCCCUAGGGAGGGCCACAUAGCUAUGAAAAUAUAAUCGUUCAUGGAAAAUAACAAAUAUUUGAAAGAAAUACAUAAAUUUUAAAGACCA
Messenger RNA from Hermetia illucens (black soldier fly), 1280 nucleotides. Its product is annotated as chitin deacetylase 8-like. The transcript has 3 exons. The coding region runs from base 55 to 1212 and encodes 385 amino acids. Gene Ontology annotation, biological process: carbohydrate metabolic process. NCBI's taxonomy places the organism in Eukaryota, Metazoa, Arthropoda, Insecta, Diptera, Stratiomyidae. The record is from RefSeq and is a predicted model, not a curated record. Gene Ontology annotation, molecular function: hydrolase activity, acting on carbon-nitrogen (but not peptide) bonds.